This is a messenger RNA of Bemisia tabaci, 3365 nucleotides long. RefSeq lists its product as uncharacterized. Gene Ontology annotation, molecular function: RNA polymerase II cis-regulatory region sequence-specific DNA binding; zinc ion binding; DNA-binding transcription factor activity, RNA polymerase II-specific. Gene Ontology annotation, biological process: regulation of transcription by RNA polymerase II. The record is from RefSeq and is a predicted model, not a curated record. Gene Ontology annotation, cellular component: nucleus; PcG protein complex; chromatin. Lineage: Eukaryota; Metazoa; Arthropoda; Insecta; Hemiptera; Aleyrodidae.
CUCUUUGGCACUUAAAUCAAUACUUGCCAGUCGGGUUUCAGCCCCCUCACUUUCGUCGUAGCUUUCGCCUCCGCUGCGCCGCAGGCCACAUUGUGUUCACGAACAAACUUUGGUUUUUCUCCGGGCUUUUUAUUUUUGGGCGUCAACUUCAUCUCUGCUUUCCUGAAAAUGAACGAGGAUUUCAUGCAGCUCGGCUUUAUCAAAGACUUCAACCAAGUGUGCAGGUUGUGCUUAGCCCAGGGUGGCGUUUUAUCCCGAAUUUUCGACCAUGUCAAUGCGUCCAUCCCGGAGGCAGAGAAUUUGAGGUGCAAAAUUGAAAAGAGCGUUUCUUUGCAGGUUGAAGAAAAUGAUGGGCUUCCUAACCUCAUAUGUGAGCAUUGUCUCCUGAAUGUUGACCGUUCUCUGAAAUUUAAAGAACGAUGUAUCAGAAGUGAUGCUUUGCUUCGAUCAUACCUCCACUACAUAGUUCUAAAAGAAAAGGAAAAUUCACAGCCAUAUAUUAAAACAGAAAUCAAAUCAGAACCAGAAGAGCAAGAUAUAGAUGCACUACAUGAUUCUAUUGAUGAGGAUGAGGACGAUGAAGACGAUGAAGAUGAUGAUAGUUGUCACCAGGAUAUCAAAGAAGAGCAGUCGGAGGAGGUUGUAAUGAUAGUGGACCCAUUUAGCAUACAUCUGGAUCAGUAUGAUGAUGAUAUGUCAGAAGAAAAUCAAGAUUCUCAUCUUGACUAUCCGGUAGAGUCGAGUUACGGUGGCAGUGAUGUUUUACGGUUAUCACAAGAGGAUCCCCGCCGACAUUCCAAUUGUAAUAUUUGCAAUCUAGGAUUUAAAAAUCGGGAACAGCUGGAUCGGCAUAAGCAAAUCCAUACUGCUGGCCCUCCUUAUCCGUGCGACUACUGUGAUAAAUCUUUUGAUGGACGCUCUGACUUGAAAACACAUUGGGAAACACACAAAGGUGACAACCAGUUCAUGUGUGAAGUCUGUGGAGCAUCGUAUGCUGAGGAAGCUAUUUUACAAGCGCAUUCCAUCAUCCAUGAGCGAGUUCGCCCUUACAACUGUCCCACUUGUAGUAAAUCUUUUUACUAUAGAUCAGAUCUUCGCAAACAUGCCAUCAUUCAUACUGACUUGAGUGUCCCCUCCAAUUCAGGCAAUGACCUCUCUUCUCUGCUGAUUGCGGAACCUAAUGGGAGUACAAGGAAAAGGUUCAGGAAUCCUGAAGAAUGGAAACGAAAUAAACUGCGCAAAGCAAGAAACGAGGGGAAGGAGUACGUAGAUCGUAACAUGAAAGUACAUGCCGCUAAGAGGUGUGGAGAAUUUAUUCACAAUUGCCGUUUUCACUGCAACCAAAAUGUCCCUGAAACUGUCCGUCAGCAAAUCUUCACUGAGUUUUGGUCCCUUGGAGAUUGGAACAUUCAAACAUCUUACCUUUGUCAGCUCGUGAUUCUAGAAAAUGUUCAAAGGAGGAAAAAGAAGUGUCCUGUUUACUCAAAGGAUGUAGCUUGCAAGUACUUCUUAAAUGCUCAAAGAGUUUGCAAAGAAUUUUUCAGGAGAACUCUUGAUAUUUCCCACAAACGCAUUUCCUAUUCGAUUAAAAAAAAGAAAGUAUCAGAGAGUGGUUUCUUGCCACCUGAUAAAAGAGGGAGGGGUAAACCAGCCAAUAAAAUUCCUGAUUCCAAGGUCAACCUGAUCAAACAACAUAUCAAAUUAUUUCCGCGAUAUACGAGUGACUAUUCUCGACACAUUAACCCGCAUCUCAAAUAUUUAUCACAAUAUUUAACUGUGACAAAAAUGUAUAAUCUAUAUGUAGAUUAUUGCACUGAACGUAACUCGGAACCUGUGACAGAAACAUUUUAUAGGAACACUUUUAAUGCUCAGCUUAACCUCCAUCUCCAAAGACCUCUUGAGGCAUGUCUAACGUGUGACAAGGUGGAGCUAGAUAUUGCUUACGGUAGUGCAAUAGAAAUGCAACAGGCAAUAGAGCAAAAAGAGAUGCACUUGCAAGAAAUGGCAAUUGCAAAACUUGACAAAGAAUUAACAAUAAGAACCAUCAAUUCUGAUCAUGUUGUGGUUUGUUUUAGUCUGCAAAAAAUAUUGCCAAGUCCUUCUCCAGCUUGUAAUAAAGCAUACUAUGCUAGACAGCUGUAUUUGUAUAAUUUUUGCAUUCAUGAUCUUCAGUCUGGUGAUGCCAUUAUGUAUUUAUGGCAUGAAGGCCUUGCAGGUCGAGGACCAGAGCAAAUUGCAUCCUGUUUGUACAAAUUUAUCCUCUCUUUGCCUCCACAUGUAACCCAUAUUACAGUAUUCAGUAACAGCACUGUGCAGAAUAAAAGUACCCUCCUGGUUAAAUUUUGGCUUUAUGUCAUUCAGAACACACAGAUCAAGAUAAUAAAUCAUAAAUUUCUCCCGUUUGAACACUUGGCGAAUGAGUGUGACAAUGAUUUUAUUACAAUUGACAAGUGGAGAAGGAAAAGUGCGGCAGAAAUAUACAUUCCAACUCAAUGGAUUCAUAUAAUUUCUGACCAUAGUAAAAAGUAUUCAUUUGUUGAAAUGACAAAUCAAGAUUUUGUCUCCCUUGAUUGCCUUAAACCGUACUUCAAGGACUCAGUCCCUGAUAUUGACUCCAUGGAAUGUUUUCAUUUGCAACAAGGAUCCUUCACACUUUUUUACAAAAGAGCCAUUGCAGAAAAGGAUUUUCAAAUGUUUAACAUGAAGUCAGAUGAAAUUCAAAGUAUUCCUGAAAGAUUACCAUUUUUACUAACAUCGUCAAAUCAACAUAAAAUAAAAUUUGCCAAGUACAGGACUUUACUGGGCCUAUUGCCUCAUGUACCAGCAGCAUAUCAUGGGUUUUAUCUACUGUUGCCACAUGAUGAUGUUGACUCGAACUGUGAAAAUUUACUUAGCAUCGUUGAUGAAUCCAGAACUAGCAGAUUUUCUUUUUUUUAUGAUACUGAUGAAGAAAACGGUUCUUAGUCAGUCCUCAAUUUCUUUAUAUUUCCUAUUUACCCAAGUGCCUGUCAAUGUCAUCAUAGUGGGUGUCCUCGACCAUCCACACCAGGGAUUUCCCUCGGUUCUUUUGGGAUGGACGAAGUCAAGGACUGCAGGGACAAAUAGAAAAUUGACCCCAAGGAAUACUAAUUUCAUAAUCCCGAGCCCCCCCCCCCUCCGAUGCUCCUUGGAAGCCAGGAGGUCCUGACUUUAAAAAUCAGGGCUACCUUCACAGUCUUGCAUUGUAUUCUAUCAAAAUCGGAGAGUCAGGAAAUAUCGACCAAAACCAAUAUCAAGAGAUCCAAAAUCGAUCCAACCCGGUUGCUGAAUGGAUUACUAGACAAGGUACGGAUUUCAGCAUUCUGAUACUUGUUUCUCAACCAAAA